Plectropomus leopardus (leopard coralgrouper) is the source of this 1649-nucleotide messenger RNA. It is a transcript of the gene neurod1, whose product is annotated as neuronal differentiation 1. Lineage: Eukaryota; Metazoa; Chordata; Actinopteri; Perciformes; Serranidae. Gene Ontology annotation, cellular component: nucleus. Gene Ontology annotation, molecular function: E-box binding; protein dimerization activity; DNA-binding transcription factor activity, RNA polymerase II-specific. Gene Ontology annotation, biological process: nervous system development; axon development; positive regulation of transcription by RNA polymerase II. The record is from RefSeq and is a predicted model, not a curated record.
CAGUCACGCACGGACACGCACAUAGAGCGCGCGGGAUGCGUGCGAUCUGACAAACAGCGGCUUGUUACAACAGAAAAUCAGCAUCAUGACCAGGUCUGUGCGGGAGGAGCAGGCGUCAGUGGAGUCGGAGGAGCAGCAGGAGCUUCACAGCCCCAUAGAAGGAGGAGGAGUAGAGGAAGAGGAGGAGGACAGCCUCCGCCGUAUGGAGGAGGAAGAAGAGGAGGAUGAGGAGGAGGAGGAAGAGGAGGAUGGAGAGAACAAACCCAAGAGGCGAGGGCCAAAGAAGAAGAAGAUGACGAAGGCUCGUUUGCAGAGGUUUAAGGUCCGUCGGAUGAAAGCUAACGCCCGCGAGAGGAACCGCAUGCAUGGGCUAAACGACGCUCUGGAGAGUCUGCGGAAAGUCGUCCCUUGUUACUCCAAAACCCAGAAACUGUCAAAGAUCGAGACACUCCGCCUCGCCAAGAACUACAUCUGGGCCCUGAGCGAGGUCCUGCGCUCCGGGAAGGCACCCGACCUCAUGAGCUUCGUUCAGGCGCUCUGCAAAGGUCUGUCUCAGCCGACCACUAACCUGGUGGCGGGCUGCCUGCAGCUCAAUCCUCGGACCUUCCUGCCGGAGCAGACGCCCGACCUGCCGGUUCACCUUCCCCCCGCGGGCGCUGCCACCUAUCCUGGACACUACUCCUACCAGAGCCCCGGGCUGACGGCCGGCCUGCCCAGCCCGCCAUACGGCAACAUGGAGCCCUCCCACAUCUUCCACCAGGUCAAAGGUCAACCCUACGGCCCGCUGGAGCCCUUCUUUGAUGGCGUCCUGGUGUCAGACGGUCCAGCGUUUGAUCCGCCCCUCAGCCCGCCACUCAGCAUCAACGGGAACUUCUCGUCCUUCAAGCACGAGUCCGUCGCAGCUGCAGAGUACGACAAAAGUUUCUCCUUCAGCGUUCACUACGGAGGAGGAGGAGCUGGGGGACAUCCUGCCAUCUAUGGCGGCGGGGGGUCCAACCCACGGUGCGGGGAGAUGCAGGUGGACGGGCUGAUGGGUUUUGACGGACACACACACCAUGAGCGGAUGAUGAACGCCCAGCUGAACGCCAUCUUUCACGAAUCCUGAGGAAGAGGAGGACGAAGGACUGAGAGACUGCUGAAGACAGAGAGACGAACAGAGAGACAGUUAAAUGGAGGGUCAGACUGUAUUUGUCAUUUCAUCGCUGUCUUUCCUUCUUUCUCUUCUUCUGUCUGUCUGCGCCAGGCUCUACGACUCCUCCUCAUCACGAGGGCGGUGACGUCGAUGACAAUGUCACGUUGAUGAUGUAACCUUCUUUGUAGCGCUUCAUCCUGCAGGAGACGCUCUCUGAAUGUCUCGUUAUUAUCCAUUUUAUCACUAAAAAAUAAUCAAUAAUCAAUGAGCAAUAAUCUGGAGGAAACUAUGCAAUUUUGUUAAAAACUGAGCAACGCUCAGCUGAUAAUUCCAAAUGUUAAAAGAAUAAAGAUUUCUCUAUUUUUGGGUCAGUGUGUGAGGCGGCGUCGAGCCGUCAUCGGGCCGGUUUUGGGCCGGCGUUGGGCCGAAGUGUUCAUGUUGUUUAUGUGGUUUUUACUUUUUGCUUUUUAUAACGUUCCUGUAGCGUUCUGUUAACAUUUCAUGUGACUCUUGUUCA